Molecule: messenger RNA, 696 nt
Organism: Ilyonectria robusta
Lineage: Eukaryota; Fungi; Ascomycota; Sordariomycetes; Hypocreales; Nectriaceae
Exons: 2
Coding region: 1-696 (231 amino acids)
Biological process (GO): mitochondrial respiratory chain complex IV assembly
Cellular component (GO): mitochondrial inner membrane
Source: RefSeq, a predicted model, not a curated record
AUGAAGAUCCUCACCAAGGAAGAAGAGGCGGCCCAUUACGCCGUCGUCGUCAAGGGCGGCCUUAUCGGAGGUACCCUGGGCCUCGCCCUCGGUGUCGGCGGUGUCAUGUUCGCCUCGCGCCGCUAUCCUGCCUUCCGCGGCCUCACCAUCCCCUUCCGAACCUUCCUCGUCACGUCAACAGGCACCUUUGGCGCCAUUGUCAACGCCGAUCGCUGGUCCAUCCACCACCAGCAGUCGAUGAACCCCAUGUACGGCUACAAGGACGCCACCCAGCGCGCACAGGAAAUGAGGCGUCAGAAUGAGAGCGCGUAUCAGCGCUUCAUGGAGUACGGCAAGGAGAACCGAUACUCCAUCGUCUUCGUCUCGUGGCUUGCCAGCAUGGGUGUCGCCUUUGCCCUCGUCAGCCGCUCGCCCAUGAACACCGCCAACAAGGUCGUCCAGGCCCGUGUGUACGCCCAGGGCCUCACACUUGCCGUUCUCAUCAUCUCCGCCGCCUUCGAGAUGAACGAUGCCAAGAAGGGCUCCGGCCGCUGGCAGACCGUCAUGGUGCUCGACCCCGAUGACCCCGAGCACAAGCACAUGAUUGAGAAGAGAAUCCACAAGGAGGAGUACGAGGGCCAAGAUCUCUGGAAGGAUAUGGUUGCUGCUGAGGAGAAGAGAUUGGCUUCCAAGAAGACCUCCGAGAGCAAGAUAUAA